Messenger RNA from Plutella xylostella (diamondback moth), 1916 nucleotides. Its product is annotated as developmentally-regulated GTP-binding protein 2. NCBI's taxonomy places the organism in Eukaryota, Metazoa, Arthropoda, Insecta, Lepidoptera, Plutellidae. Gene Ontology annotation, molecular function: GTP binding; GTPase activity. The record is from RefSeq and is a predicted model, not a curated record.
UGACAGUUGAGUUGUAAGUAAAUUUGUCGCUGCCCCGCAUAACCUUAAAAUAAAGAAUUUUAUAAUAUACUAUGAAAAUAACAUACAAAAAUAAUUAGUUACUAGGCCAAACUAUUUACUAAUGUUAACUUUGUGAUUGCGCAUUAACUUAUUACAGUUAAUAUUAAUUAGGAAUAGGUUAAAGAAGCUCUGCGAUAUUGUUUACGUGUGAGUUAAAUUAAGCCAUGGGUAUCUUAGAAAAGAUAUCUGAAAUCGAGAAGGAAAUAGCGAGGACUCAGAAAAACAAAGCUACUGAAUACCACUUGGGUCUCUUGAAAGCCAAACUUGCGAAGUAUAGGUCGCAGCUGCUGGAACCAUCAAAGAAAGGUGGUGAGAAAGGGGAAGGUUUUGAUGUAUUAAAAUCUGGAGAUGCGAGAGUUGCUCUUAUUGGGUUCCCAUCAGUUGGUAAAUCAACAUUGCUGUCAACAUUGACUCACACCCAGUCGGAGGCUGCCAGCUAUGAGUUCACAACUCUGACAUGCAUCCCUGGAGUGAUCGAGUACCGCGGAGCCAACAUCCAGCUCCUUGAUCUGCCGGGAAUCAUUGAAGGAGCUGCCCAAGGCAAGGGUAGAGGAAGACAGGUGAUAGCGGUGGCGCGCACGGCGGACCUGGUGGUGAUGAUGCUGGACGCCACCAAGCCGUACGUGCACAGGCAGCUGCUGGAGCGUGAGCUGGAGAGCGUCGGCAUCCGGCUCAACAAGGCCAAGCCUAAUAUUUAUUUUAAGACAAAGAAAGGUGGUGGUUUAUCUUUCAACUCAACUUGUCAACUCACUAAAGUUGAUGAGAAAAUGGUGCAAAUGAUUCUGCAUGAAUACAAGAUCUUCAAUGCAGAGGUGCUAUUCCGCGAGGACUGCACGGCGGACGAGCUGAUCGACGUGAUCCUGGCCAACCGCGUGUACCUGCCGUGCAUCUACGUGUACAACAAGAUCGACCAGAUCUCCAUCGAGGAGGUGGACCGGAUAGCGCGCGAGCCCAACUCCGUUGUUGUGAGUUGCAACAUGAAGCUGAACCUGGACUUCCUGCUGGAGACGCUGUGGGAGUACCUGUCGCUGAUCCGCGUGUACACCAAGAAGCCGGGCCAGCCGCCCGACUUCGACGACGGGCUCAUCUUGAGGAAGGGUGUGACAGUCGAACACGUGUGCCACUCCAUCCAUCGUACUCUAGCUGCUCAACUUAAAUACGCGCUGGUGUGGGGAACCAGCACCAAGUACUCGCCGCAAAGAGUCGGCAUCGGGCACACGGUGGCAGACGAGGAUGUAGUACAGCUUAUUAAAAAGUAAACCUGUCUGUCUAUGGCUCGACCGGAUGUUUUUUUAAGUUCGUUUCUGAUUGGCUGAUUUUAACUCUCUUUAUUGAAGGGCCUAGGCGAGGGGCGUGGCCUAAUUUAAUUCAUAUUUUGAAUUGUUCAUCAUAAUACAGGGUUAUUGGGAAGUAGACCGAUCCGGUCCUCUAUCACCUCCUGAAAGGAUCCGGUCUACUUACCAAUAACCUUGUAUAAUACGGUUCAACAUCAAGGCCAGGAUGCUAAGUUAUUACAAAGUUAAAUAGCCUUCUAGGGUUUGAAGGGUUACAACAAUAUAAUCAAGCUUGCUAUCUAUAUCACGAAGCUUGAUUUAUAAUAUUAUUUCUUAUGUAUAAUUUAUACGUAUGUUACGAUUGAAGUCUUUUUUUACGCAUUCAUUGGUAUCAAUUCAAUAUUACACGUCAUGGUGUUGUUUUGUGCAGAUUAAUGGCUGCAUAUCUCAGGACAAUAUACAACUAAGUCUAUAGAAAUAAACGCAAAAUCCCUCUCAAAAUAUUAUUGUUGAAAAAAUAUUGUUUUGUAAAUGACUGUAUAUUGUAUAAUGUCGUCAUUCAAAUAAAGACUUUUUACUGAA